Messenger RNA from Seminavis robusta, 5643 nucleotides. NCBI's taxonomy places the organism in Eukaryota, Bacillariophyta, Bacillariophyceae, Naviculales, Naviculaceae. The record is from the annotation of a GenBank genome assembly.
AUGUCUUCCAACAAUAACGACGACGGUCUCGACGGGGACGACAACGGCUAUGACAACAACCACAGCAACGGCGGAAUGGAUGUUGUUCCCACAGAGGAUGAAACCCCCAAAGAAGACUCGUCGUCAUCGCCUGACACGUCCGACGAGACGGCCAUGGCGACAUCGACGGGAACCGCUCCUACAGUGGCGAGUGCUUCUUCCGCUACAGAUCUCAAUAUUAUGAAUAAUACUCCUGCGACCGAUCUAGUGGCGGCUGUCAACAAUGGCACAUCGUCGUCUAGUACUACUACUACGACGACGAAACAGCAUUCGGUAGUGUCCAUCAUGGAAGCGUCGGAACUCUCGGACCGCACCAUGGCGUUGAAAUGCGAGUACGUGGAAAAGAAACAAAAAGACAAUCGAACGUCGUUGGAUAUGCGUCGACUGCCCGUCAAUAUUCUCCUGCAACCGGCUCCGGACGACGCCAGUAUUGGAGGUUCCACUUUGAACAGUCCUCUGGAAGAUUUGCUGUCCAAGAGCAUGACGGCAUCGGCAUCGCUUUUGCACAAGACAUGUCUCAAUUCCCGAUUUGCCUUGCGAACGCAAAUGAUGCUCUCCUUUGGAUCGGUCUCGCUCGUUACCAUUGUCAUUGUCGUACUCGUCAGUAUUCUGGCCACCAAUUUGGCAUCCGAUCAGGUCAUUCAAAUCACCACACAGACGUUCGACGAACAGGCCCAACACAUUGCCGGAACGACCGCACACUACUUGGCAGAUGAUUUGACACCCCGCAUUUGGCCCGACGAUGUCGUACAGAUUGUCUACGAAGCCGUACGGGAUCGAUUUGCCGGAUAUCCCGUGCAUGAGGACGAUUCGCAAGUACCAUUUACCAACGAAGAAGCUCCACAAAAUGGAACCAGUUUUUAUCCCAUUGUCGGACCCCAACUCCCACUCGAUUGGCAAUUUUUCAACGACGACAAUAAUAGUAACAACUCAAGUGGCAAUGUCAACGCCGCCAAUGCCCCGGAACACGUUCAACAUCGAUUCCAAUGGUACAAUCACAGUCCUCGAUUGGACACGUCCAGUGCCGCCUUGUACAUUCAGGGCAUGUGCGACCCAGACGCCACUCCCACGUAUUUGCCCAACCGUUACAUGCCCAAUUGCACCAGCGCCAACAACGAUAUCCAAACGGGUGGAGUCAUUGCGCCGUCACCGACCACGGCACAAAUUCAUCGCAAAGCAUCCGAUCUCAAUCCCUUGCUCAAAUCGUUGCACGAAUAUCAUCAAGAUAUCAAGAAUAUGGGCAUUUACUUUUCCAAUUCGGGAGCCGGUGCUACCGUCAUUUAUCCCCAUUACGAAAUGGACGGACGAUCCACUUAUACGAGUGCGGGUUGCAAUUGGAUGUUGGACAGUCAUCCCAUUGAUCCGAGUAAAACAUUUGCCAGUUUGCAAGAUUUUGAACGCUGCGAAUUGAACGGACUCCAUCGCAACGCGCAAGUCAUUUCCAGUCGUCUCUACAAUCCCAUGGAUCGCAAAUGGUGUACCCAACAGGCAUUGAAUCCGCGCAAGGUGCAUCACGAAGGUCCCUACAAUUCCGCCUGGCACGAUCAAUGGCUCAUGACCAUUGGACGGUCCAUUUACGAUCGGAUUACCAAUGAAUUCAUUGCCUGUAUUGGGAUUGAUUUUACACUCGAUAGUAUUGAACGCAUCAUGCAAGGAGCCCGGGUCACACCCAAUUCUGAAGUGACCAUUGUCCGAUUCAAUCCGGAAGGAACGCUCGUGUCAUCGACGGCGUGGGAUCGACGACAAGCAUUGACGGCGAAUGAGACGGAUAAGGUGGAUACCAUUGAUGAAAUCCAAGUGGGUCUUUCGGCCGAAGGAUAUCAGGAAUUCUAUUCGCUGGUCGAUUACAAAAAACCGUGGGAUCCAGCGGCCGUGACGCAAACCUACGAAAACUUUUCCGUUCAUCACCGCAAUGCGACCACCGCCGAUACGUCGUACCUCGUGUCGGCAUUUCCCAUCCCACCCGUCCCCGAGCAUUACGAUAAAUCGUAUCGGCCCGAAUUCUUGGUCGUGGUGAGUAUGGAUGAAGAAGAAUGGUUUGAACGAUCGGAAAAUUUGCAAGAAUCCGUCGACAAGGAAGUCGUGCAAUUGGAACGGGUCAUUUGCAUUGUUGGAUUUGUAGGUCUCGGUGCAAUGGUGAUUAUCUUGGCCAUGGUGGCGCAUGCCUUGACGGCACCGCUGACGUACAUGAAUCAAGUGGCGGACGAUAUUGUCAACAAUUUUGGAGAUACAGCCGUCCUCAGCAGCAGGGAGAAUAAUAAUGCUAAUACUGCCAAUGAUGGCACGACUCCCGGUACAAACGAAAGCAACCAUGGAGCGGCAACGAAUACGACAAACACAAACACAGCCGCAGCGAUGGUGUCCAACUUGAAGCUGCACUGGUGCACACCACCCAAAACAGAACUCGACGACAUUGUGAAGGAAUUUCUCAAGAUGGUACGCAACUUUAGCGGUUCUGCCAUGGCCAAGAAUGCGCGAGAACGAGCUGCCGAAAUUGACAAUCGAUUCAAUUUGAUGGAAGAAUUCAAACCGCUCUAUCAGAGUCGCAAUACGGACAAGACGUUCCAAAAGUUUCGAUUUCCAAUACGAAAGCUAUCCUUUUCGGAAAAGAUCGAACGCAAGGGAGCACCGCCCUAUCGCGUCAACUUUGGACGGGCAGUCAGUCGAGAUUCCUUGACAAUCUCCGGGAGCACAACGGCCAACACAAGAGAUUCAGAAUUUGCCAGGUCGCUUCGACAGACCAAGGAAAAGAAUGGAAUGCGAUCGCCCCUCUUUUUCUGGAUCGUGGUGCUCAUUGUGACGCCGCUCUUAUUGACGACAAUUACCAUUUCAGGCGUUCUCAUGGCGAACAUUUCACGAAGCUUUCCAGAUUUUGUAAACGAUGCCAAGGAACAAUUCGUGUCAGCAGAGAUAUUUGCACUGCACACUUAUGUGGGCCUGAGAGCCAACUUGACAGCGGCAAUAACGGAACGGGCAACGCGGGAUCUUCAUGUCUUGACGCGAUACACUGGCUGGUCGCUCUUUGGUGGGUUACAACAACAGGAGGGAUUUGCGCAAAUGACAAGUGGGAUCGAAGAAUGCAAGGUUUAUCCUGACAAGGACGAAUGUCCAUAUUUCGAGGGCAGAGUUUGCGAUUGCGCAUGGGGUGAUACCCAGAGACUUCAAUGUGUCAAUAUCACGGAGGAGGACCCGGAUCCUCGCUAUGAGCAAUACACUUUCUUUACUGUCGAAUCUCAUGACAGCGACGCAGAUGGAGAUCGCAUGAGUACCAGCUACCCUAAAGUGUCGAGUUCUGGCGAAACCACUGCAUGGUGGACUCACAUUGAUGAACUGCCAGGGGCCGACAGGGGGCUGAACGAGACUCGUUAUGAAACCACCUAUGAUCGAUUGCAUACGGCGGCAUCCGUGCCCGUGAUAGAGCUCCUCUACAACUACGACUCUGGGUCGAAGAGAUCUGGCAUCGGAUUGUUUAUUGCUUUUGAAGACGACGGAAUUUUCUCUGGGUUUGAGGGAUGCGCUGACCCUGGUCACCCGGGGUAUUCCGAGUGGCAUUCGAAUGUGGGGAAUGGUGCUUACGACUUGCGUCCAGAGCUUUGUCCCUUAGGUAAAUAUGGGUACGAUCCAAGGUGUCGUAACUGGUAUCACAAAGGGAGAGAGGCAGUUGGAGGGAACCGAUCUGCAGUUUAUGCUACCCCUCCUUACCUCUUUGCUGGAUCAAAUAUCUAUGCCCAGAGUGCGGCAUCUCCCCUGUUUGACCCGAAGACUGGCAAGCAUGUUGGAACAACUUUAGUUGAUUACAUUUCGCAGCCCAUUUUGGACUCUUUGGAUGACAGGAAUUUCGCUCUAUCGGGCAAAGGGUUCCCUGUACUGAUCACGAUUGAAGAAGACAACUUCAAAGCUGACACCGUCAUAGGACCCGGGAGGGAUGCUGAGGCAAGGCCAAUUGCUGAGCUAAUCCUUCCAAACGACCCCGAAUGUGGAGGCGAAUCUUGUGAGGACGGCUUUCACAAAAUUCUCAAGGACAUGAAGGCUGGCAACAGCGGCAAUUCCAAAUUCACACGGAUGGCGAGCGAUGGCGCAGAAGAAGCAAUUUACAUUUCGUAUGCUCCAGUGGUUGUCAAGACUUUUUCGGCUGUCGACAGCUCAGAUUACAGUCGAGGGGUCCAGAGAGCGGAUUAUUUGCUGUAUUCGCUGGCCUUCGCAGAGUUUGAAGAUGCCAUGCUCGACCAGUUCGUUGCAAUCGAGGAGGACAUUGAUUCCCAGUUCUAUAUCACUUUGGCGGUUUUGUGCAUCACAAUCAUCCUUUCAACCGCAUUCAUCGUUUAUUUUUCCAAAGUUAUAACAGUCUCAAUGACGGAACCAAUGCUUCACCUGCUGGAACUAAUCAAAACGAUCAACCGCAUGAAAGACGGCGAAGACAGACCAGAACCACCCAUGGACAGAUUGUACGGUUCUUGGGAGGUUUUGAAUGUCACGUGUACAAUGGAAAGGCUCUACAAAGUCAUCCGCAGUGCAAAUGCUGCCUUCUUCGCCGGAGAUGUGGAGACUGCGUAUGAGGUUCUCAAGGACGCACUGAAGCUGUUCAAACGGCUUGGCAACAAAAAGGCAAUUGGUGUCGCAUGCAACAACCUUGGAAAUACCCUUCUUGCAGCCUACAGAACGCUGAAGGCAACGAAGCAGAAGCGCAUUUGUGGCUUCAAGAAGAAGGAGAUCAUUGCAAAGGGGACUGCUUGUUUCCACGAAGCCAUUCAGCAGGGAGAGAAAGCCUAUGAUGACUUCUAUGAGAGAGAGGGUUGGUCUCCCAACUGCCUUGAUUUCAUGCAACAUCUCUCCAAUAGGUACUUCAACCGAGCCAUGUUCCUGUUGACGGUGAAGGCUGACCAUCCCAAGCCAGAUGAGAUACAGGAGCUUGGCAUGAGAGAUCUCCAGAUAUCAAGGGAUAUGGAUGUUGAGAUUGUAGAUGAGGGCACCCAGGUAGGAUGGGAUGUUCGAGGUCCCGACAAGACCUUUGAGGUCAUGCUGUCUCGCUUCAAAGGACACCUUGUGCUUUUGGAGAUGGGAUACUCAGACGAGUUUGAACUGGAGGAAUGGAUGCUGGAGGCAGUAGCCCUUGUCAGAAAAGAACUGAAGAAUCAAGAUACUUCUGUCCUGUUCCAUGAGUUGGGGCCUGCUGGGAGAAUGCAACAAAUUGAACACGAGCUCGUGCAUUAUUUCAUGUUGCAGAAAGAUUACAAAACAGCAGCAAGAAUAGGCAUACGAAUGCUCUACGAAGACGAAUUCACGCUGCCGUCUGCACAGCUUCUAGCCGUCAGAGCUCUGCUUAUGCAUGUGGGAGAAAGAUCAGACGUCAAGGAAGACGUGAAAGACGCCCUUGCUGAAUAUCUUCGACGUGUAGAAAUGGCCGUUCAAGAGAUAGACGUGCAUCGGGCCUCUCAGAUGAUGGAUACAGAUAUGGACAACAUGUCCCGUAUGAGUUUCUCAGCCAAUAUCGAGGAGUCGAGCAGUAAGAACCUUCCCACGGACAUUUCAGGUGACCUUUCGCUCCAGAGGAGGAUUUCUUUGGCACAGAGCGGUCGUGGGGAUAUCACAAUGGAACAGUUUUAG